Molecule: messenger RNA, 587 nt
Organism: Zopfia rhizophila CBS 207.26
Lineage: Eukaryota; Fungi; Ascomycota; Dothideomycetes; Zopfiaceae
Source: the annotation of a GenBank genome assembly
AACCAACCCACAAGACCAAUCGCCUCCGGUUUGCCAAAAUCCAUCAAUAUUGGGAGGAUGAGGACGUAGCCUGUAUAUCCUUUUGCAACAAAGCAACAUUUGAGAUUGGAUUGGAUACCACACCUUUCUAUAUACGAAGAAAGCCAGGCCAUGCAUACGAGAGCCGAUAUCUGAAGCCAACAUUCAAAUCUGGGAGGGAGAGUAUUGGUGUUUUCGGAAUGAUAUCUCUAGAUUUUAAAGGAACCCUUUGUUAUCCUUCUAAAGGGCUAAAAGAUGAACUCUAAAGAGUAUAUCAAGAUUAUUAAUAAACACGCAUAUCCUUUCUAUGAGAGAUUGACAGAGGCAAAAGGAACUGCAAUGUUUUAACAGGAUGGCGCGAGGUAUCACACAUCAAAAGCGACUUCAAAAAUGAUAUAAGAGCUAGGGAUUUUGCUGAUGGAUUGGCCCGCACAAAGCCCAGAUUUAAAUCCAAUUGAGAAUCUUUGGCGUAUUAUAAAAAUCCGCAUCAGUAAGCGCCGCCACUGGAUUCAUACUAGAGAGGAGAUGGUCCAGAUUCUACAAGAAGAAUAGGAUAAAAUGUAACCGAG